Molecule: messenger RNA, 3540 nt
Organism: Hermetia illucens (black soldier fly)
Lineage: Eukaryota; Metazoa; Arthropoda; Insecta; Diptera; Stratiomyidae
Gene: Cad96Cb
Product: protocadherin alpha-6
Exons: 5
Coding region: 975-3230 (751 amino acids)
Biological process (GO): homophilic cell-cell adhesion
Cellular component (GO): plasma membrane
Molecular function (GO): calcium ion binding
Source: RefSeq, a predicted model, not a curated record
GUGGGAUAGAGUUUCACGUAAGGCUCGAUACUCGGUAGAUGGUUGAGUGAAUAGAGCGGGUAACUAACCAAAGGGUCUCGUUACUUUAGUUUAUAUCAGGCUCUACGUGUGAACAGGUGUAUUUCCGAACGUGAAUUGUUGCGGUUUAUUUAAACACAGAAAACGCCGUGGGUGAAGUGAUCAGAAGCGAACAAAUUGACACAAUUUUCUAGAUUGAAAAUAUCCUUACAGAUUCUACAAACUAUUCCUUAUUCACGAUUUCCAUCCGUUCAGUGACUCUGUAUUUCCCAAGACGCUUUUUUCGAUACUUAUGAAUUUACGAAAUGGGAACACAAUAAAUUGUAGCGCUCUACAAUGCAUGCAGCUCUCUUCGCGAAAUAUAUGUUCGAAACGCGUGUAUGUAUGACGGGAAGUGCAUGGAAGCGGAAACGUAAUCUCUUACUUGAUACGGUUUCCGUAAUUUUCAUAUGUUAAGAUUUUUUUUUAUUUAUUUGAAAUAAUGGUGUAUUACCUAUUGGCAGUCCUCAUAACAUCGAAGUGUGGAAGCGAAUAAUAUUCCAAGAUUUUGUCAGCCCUAACUUUACCACUCUGGUUUUAAGUGUUCUAAACGUUUUCUAAUCCUAUAAAAUUGCGGAGAAAAGUAUAUGGGAAUGUGCCGUUGUAAUGUUAUAGUUUCAAACGACAAUCAGUUACGGAAAUGUUACAUUGUUUAUAGUUUGUGAAAAUUGCUGGAGGAACUUAUAGAUGCAAUUUAUUAGAAGAGGUAAAAGAUAAAUCGUAGAGUAACAGUUUUGCUGGUGAAAUAUUUUUAUUGCUGUUGAUACGACAUAUUGAAUGCUUGUGUCCAUGUUUGUGAAUAUCCGGAUUCGUUACGGCGUGUUGUUUUGCGAGAGUGAAACCAGGCGGAAUAAAAUCGUGAAGGGGUCUGCAUGAAAAUGAUAUUCACCGAUAUAUUAAAAAGGCUAUGACUAACGAUGCAAUCACCAAUCAGGAUAUUGAUGCUUGUCUUUAUGUCGAUCCUUGUUCAAGCCAAUGGCGCCAUACUCGAUUCGAGAUGCUACUUGGAAGGUGGAGGUUCGGCCGAAAGCUUCUUGGCAAGUGAAGACAUGGCCGUGGGCUCGGUCAUCGGUAAAUUGCGUGUAAAUGGAAAUCCAAGUGAAGAUGACGAAGUAGGAGAUAUAAAUUUAUCGUUACGGGAGAAGGAUGCACCGGUUAAGAUAACGCCUGGUACAAAGGAUUUAGUUCUAGUCACGGAAUUGGAUAAGGAGGGCGUCAAAGGGCCGGCAUCGAUUUACGUUGAUGUGAUUUGUGAUCGAAGGUACUCGAGUGAUCCGAGCUUCGUCAUUCCUGUUAAUGUGCGAGUAACUGAUGUGAACGACAACGCCCCUCAGUGGGUCGGUGCUCCAUAUUCCUUGAGCUUGUCAGAAGUAACCGUUCCAGGAACAAGAAUCCUGCAAGGAGCCAAGGCUAUAGAUGAUGAUCAGCAAGGACCAUUUUCCACCGUCGAAUAUCAAAUUCUUCCCGGACAUUACUCGAUGUACGUGCAAUUUUUAAAUCCCCUGGAUGGGACCUUAGUUCUCCGAAGACCUCUCGACUAUGAAACUCUUCGUAAUUUUACUGUGCGCCUUCGCGCUCAGGAUCAAGGAACCCCUCCUAAGUUUUCGGAUACAACACUUCGAGUAAAUAUAAUCGAUGCUGAUGAUCAGAAUCCAAAGUUUCUAGAGGAGUCAUAUCGAGGGGAAUUGAUUCCCGAAGCAAACCCGACACAGAUCAAAAUCUUUCCAGAACCGAUCAAAGCAGUAGAUCAGGAUGAAGGAAUUUGUGCUCCGAUUCAAUAUUCAAUAGUUCAAUCGCCAGAGUCGAAAUACUUUAGGAUUGACUCGAAAACUGGAGAGUUGAGUUUAGCCCGCACUUUGGGCCCGUCGGAAUUAAAUAAUCCGGUGACAGUGAUCGUUAAAGCCACCCAGAUUGAUAACAAUGAUCGGUAUGCCUUCGCAACCGUCUCAUUAUCCCGACCAGGGACACAUAGUGAUAUGAGCGUUCUAAGCUUUGUUCAAAAGAAAUUCACCGUGCGCGUCCGGGAAGAUGUAAAUGUUGGAAGCAGGAUACUCGCGUUGCCAACGAAUAAGCCAGGGAAGCAUUUGAAAUAUUACAUAACUGAUCCACUGCAGGCGCAAUUUUUCUCUAUUGGGGCAUUGGGAGAAUUAGUUUUGAAAAAAGCAUUGGAUUAUGAAAAAAAUGUAAAACAUAAUUUCGAGGUGUGGGCGACAGAUGGUGUUAAUAAUGCAACGGCAGAGGUUCUGUUAGAUGUGAUUGAUGUGAAUGACUGGGAACCUCGAUUUCGGCAAUCACACUACGAGUUUACUGUAGGGAAUGAGGUGGUCCACCCUAACGAUAAGCCAAGUGAUCUUAUUAUCGGUCGACUUGAAGCAGCUGAUGGUGAUCGAAAUGAUCGCCUACAAAUGACAUUGAAAGGACAAUAUGCCAGCCUAUUUGAUAUUGACUCAUCAGGAAAUCUUUGGAUGCAUAUGGAUCAGACAAUCAAUCAAUCAAUAAUCCACUUGAUUGCGACGGCAACCGAUUCUGGGGUACCUCCUAGAAGUGCUUCCGUUCCUGUGACAAUAACCAUGGAUGGCGUAGCUAUGGCACAAACGUCUUGGCCAUCCAGUAUUCUUGGCCUUUUUGGAUUUGUUGUCGUUCUGUUUGUUGUAGUUAUCCUGGCUCUGUCUUUUUAUAUAGUAAGAAUGCGAAAGACUCCAAGAAAAUCGAGAAAUCGUGUUCACAGUCAAGCUCAUAGUACUGUUUCUUCGGCGGAUUUAGUAACCCAUGAAAAAGAUCCUUCAAAUGGAAAUCAUAUGAAUGGAAAUGGAGUAGGUGCUGGUGUGACAAUGUCAAAUCCAAUCAAUGCACAUGGUGGUUCGGGAAGUAGUCUUAGUGCUGGUGCAUCGACGAUUUUGGCUGCCAGUUUAGAGCGGGAGGCACAGCGGGAACGUGAACAACGGGAACGGGAGAAUUACACAGCAACUGUGAGAAGCAUCGUUUCUCGAGCUUCAGCUGCCCAUGGAUGUCCUGAUUUCGAUCCCGAAAUCGACCGUGACUCCAUCAUUAACACUGAAAACCGAAUAUCACCCACAACGAAAAAGCUCAACUGGCAGAAUGGAAAAUCUGAGCUGAUGUCCUCAGCUGAUACGAUAGGUUCGGCGGAAAAUAAUUUAACGGUUUAUUUUUAAGAAAUUAAAUGUUUGCAUAUAUUUUAAUGCAUUGUUAUUUUUUCAUUUCAUUGUAUUCUGGCAUAAUUAUGCAAUUUUAGUUUAUAUAUAUUCAUAUAAGGUUAAGCCCCAGUUGAUAUACGUACAUUGGAUUUUGUUGCGGAAUGCAUUCAAUAAUGUGGAUUGAAUGGAACAUUCUGAAAUUUUAUCGGAAAUAUGGACAUUUACAGAUUUUCCGACAAAAAUGUAUUUGUACUUUUUUAUGAACGAAGAGGUGUAAAUAAUUUGAUUUUUUAAUUGAAUAUAAUGUAAAUAAACGCAUUUUUCUAAA